GAAGUGGUGCGCGGACCCUGAGGGGGUGACGGAGCCGGGACCCCGGUUGCUGCGGAAACGGGCGGGAGAUGAGGCCCGGGGCAGAAUAUUGGGCGUGAUAAUGCUGCCCGUUCAGAAGAGGAAGGCGCCGGCAUCGCCUGGCUCACCGCAGAGGGCUAAAAGCGCCCGGAUGGAUGACCCCCCGGGCCUGCCCGCUGAAACUCUGGGCCAAGGAGGCGACCGUGGGAGGGGAGACUGUCGGAACCGCGCCGCCCAGCUCUCCUCCUCGGCUGCACCGGCAGCUUCAGCCGGCUGGGAUGUGCGGUUGGAAGCACUGGCUCCUGAAGCUGACCGCGGACCUGGGGCCAACAGGGAGGGCGAGGGUGAGGCAGCUCUGGAGUGGCAGACUGGCAGCGCGGUGGGCCCCAGCCCAUCGGACAGCGCAGUGGAAGGCAGCAAGGGUGAAACAGCAGAGUGGGCGGCAGCUCUGGUGGGACCACAAGAUGACGCCACCGGGAACCAGUGGGCAGGGAACCCAUCCUCCACCAGGCAGGCGCUGGAAACACCUCCCGCGGUUACCAGUACCUCAGGGGCCCGGGCUUCCCCAGGCCCCAGUGGACAGCCCGGCCAUGCUGUAAGGCCAGAAGUGCCCUCCAGAUCAGACAGGGGUCACCUGUCGCUGUCCGGGAUGCCUGUCGUGCACAAAGAAACCCCCAGUGACGACGAGAAGGAUGAAGGAGAUAGGAACCUGGUCAUCACUAUCGAGGAGGGGGAGAAUGCGACAAAGAAGAGGAGGAAGAAGGUGCUGAAGCGGGAGAGGAAGAUGAAAGAGGGGAAGAGCGCAGAGGAAAGCCGGGCGGACUGUGACAUCCAGCUGGACGACAGUUUUGAGCGAGCGCUGGAGGAUGGGGCAAAGCACCACAACCUGACGGCCAUCAACGUGCGCAACAUCCUGCACGAGGUGAUCACAAAUGAGCAUGUAGUGGCCAUGAUGAAAGCGGCCAUCUUCGACACUGAGCAGCCACACCUGUUUGAACCCAAGAUGACUCGCUCCAAACUCAAGGAGGUUGUCGAGAAAGGAGUGGUGCCCCCGACGUGGAACAUCUCACCUAUUAAGAAGAGCAAAGAGUCCAAGGCUCCACAGUUUAUCGACAUCCCUCUGGAGGAGGAAGAUUCGUCUGAUGAAGAGUACAGACCCGAGGAGGAGGAAGAAGAUGAAACUACAGAAGAGGGCUUCAUGGAGAGCGACGCAGAGAGUUCCACUUCCUCUCCUGCUGGAGGCCGCAGACCGAGGUCCAGGCAGGAGGCGUUGGAGACCGAGGAGGACAGUGCCUCUGCUGAGCUCCUGGCUGCGGCUGAGAAGGAGAAGGGGGUCAGCCUGGCCGCGAGGCACCUCAGUGUGGAAACGGUUCCCAUGGGGCCGCCGCCACUUCCACCCAAAGCCAAACACAGGCCCACCAGGGACAGCAGCUUCAUGGAAAAGCUUCAUGCCGUGGACGAGGAACUGGCGUCGAACGAGGUCUGCAUUGAUUCCUACCAGUCCCUCGAUGACCGUUUGAUUGCAUACCGCACCCGAUCCAAGUGGCCCCUCAACAACGUGUCCCUCGGGCUGCUGGAAGCAGAGCUGAAAGCUCCCGAUACCACAGCGGACAUGUACGAUCAGGGCACACAGGACGAUGUGUACUGGCAGAGCUGGAUGAAGGCUGUGAUGAAUGAUCUGGAUUACGAAGAUGAUGAGGAUGAUCCUGAAUACAACUUCCUGGAAGACCUCGACGAGCCGGACAUGGAGGAUUUUCGGAACGACCGAGCUGUGCAGAUUACCAAAAAGGAGGUGAAUGAGCUGAUGGAGGAAUUGUUCGAGACGUUUCAGGAUGAGAUGGGUGUCCCAGAUGUCGAGGAGGAAGGAGGAGACGAUGAUGCCCAGGAGCAGCUUCACAACACGUUUAAUACCCCUCAGGCGAUGCGGUUUGAGGAGCCGCUGGCGAACAUACUGACCGAGCAACACCGGACGGUGAAAGCCCAGAUCGAGCACCUCCGGCAGCGGAAAGCCAAGCACCAGGCAUCGGUCGCAGAGGCCAAACCGGCCACCAGGAGGAGCCAGCAGCCCGAGACGCUGUACCUGGACCAGCAGCAGAAACUGCAGCUUCAGCAGCAGAUGCAGCAGCACGUCCAGCUUCUCACCCAGGUCCACCUUCUCACCAGCAUCAACUCGGGCCUCAGCCAAGAGGCAGCGACGUCUAGGCUCUUCCUGAAAGAGCUGGACAGCUUUGCAGAGAAGGCCAGGGAGCUUUACUUGACCAAGGAGCCGGACUUCAGCUCCACGUUUUCGCCCUGCAACUUGAGAGAGGCGCUGGCGCUUGUCGAGGAGUUUGAUAGUAGCGUUAAACCCCAUGUGAAGGUCCCUCCGCCAAAAGAUGAUCAGAAGAUGAACAGACGAUUUGACGAGUCCAAUUAUUUGCCAAAGGAAGUGGCCUGGAUCCUGGCCACCAGGAAAGUCUUCAUGUACCCGGAGCUCCUGCCACACUCAGUUCUGCAACCCAAACAUCCGAAGGAUAAAAUUUGGUUCAGUAAAGGAGAAGACAAUUUGUUGGUCCUGGGCCUGAAGCACUUUGAGGGCACCGACUUCCCCAAGCCGCUGAUCAGUCAGUACCUCAUGCCCCCCAAGACCUACCAUCAGCUGUCUGUCCGGAUCAAGAAUCUGAGUGUCAGCCGCGCUCCGGAUAACGUGAUCAAGCUUUACAAGAAGAGGAAGAUGGUGCUGCCGAUGCCAAGCCUAUUCACAGCCGUGCGUCCUGAGGACAGGUGUCCACCCAUUGAGAGAGAGGAGAACAAGCUUCCGUUCUGGCUUCAGAGGAGUUUACCGUCAAUCCGCAGGUGGUUUGAGCAGAGUAAAGCCGAGGCCAGAUGUGGCAGUGAGGAGCCAGCGGGCAGUACCGAACCCGACACCAGCCUCCCGGGCUCUGAGCUCCCCGAGGGAGCAGGGGGACAGGGGCCAGAGGGCCGUGGGCAGUCAGCGGCUGCCCCCCUGCUGAUCCCUCAGGGCAUGGCGCUGCUGCUGAAACCCAAGGUCAGCCACCUGAUGAAGAAGGAGUUACGGUGGCGCAAGCGCCGGCCCUCGGCGGGCAAGCCUGUCCUGAUCCACCCAGCGGUCAAGAAAGUGCCCUCCAAACAGCCGGGGCCCCUGCUGCCCCCCAAGCAAGGUGCUCGACCCCCUCCUCGCCUGAUCCAACCCGCUCCUUCGGGCCUGUCAAUGCCCGUCAUCUCCAUCCCCCCGGCUCAGGGCGUACCUCCCCUCAGCGUGAACAAGCCUCCCCCUCCCCCCUGGCUAAACCCCAGCUCCGCCGGCAGGAAACCCCGAGGCAGACGGCCUGGGAGGAGCGACCCAAAGAGCAGGCGCCCCCGCCCGGCCCUGGUCCCCGUGUCCAUUCAGAGAGCCCCGGUCAUCCUGACCGUGCCGGCCGGCGUGAAGCUGGUCAGUCUGACCAGCGGCUGCAACGUGAUCGACGUCCCUGCCGGACAGACCCUCCGCGUGGCCACCAUGGUGGUGGGCCCCACCGCCUUCGCUUGCCCGGUGAAGCAGCCCUCCGCCGGCUCCCCAGCCAACGCAGCUCGGGACGCAGCCCAGCCCGGCGCAGCGGGAAGCCAGACGCCAGGCGAGAGAGCUGCAGCCCCCGGCGAGAACCUGCCUCCGGGCAGAGACCCGUCCGACCAAGGCGGUGCGGAGUUGGAGAGCAGAACAGCAUCCCCUCGCCAAGCUGAUCCAGGGAGCACUGCCGAACAGGCUGCAAAGAGUGAGGCUGCAGAGUGCGUCAGCCGGAGGGAGGGGGGACAGGUGAAGGAAUCCCCCAGUCCUCCGCCGGAAAACGUGGGUGAGACUUGCGGCUCGGCCUCCGAGGAGCAGGCGGUGAAAGCUGAGCCAGCAGAGGACAUGGACGCGGGGCCAAGUAAAGAUCUGGCCCUCCCCCCUGGGGUCGCAGGGGAGGAGGAGCCGCCUGAAGACCUGGAGGAGCCACAGCCCGUGGACGAGACAGGGAAGGAGUCCCUCAGAUCGGAGAGCUCGUCAGGAACCCCUCGUCAGGAGCCCCCGAGCACCGGGGAGGAGCAACAGGUCGUGCUGGGCCUUGGUCAAGAGCUGGACGUGGAAACGCCCCUGGAAAACCCGAGCCAUCCGCUGCAGCAGCCUGACUCCGGAGCUCUUGCGGAGAAACCUUCCCCAGAGGGACGAGUAUCAGCCACUGAAGGGGACGAGGAGGAAGCGCCAAGCUCCUCUGGGCAGGCCAAGGCGGAUGAGGAGCUUGCGGAGAGGCUUCCUGAGAAAUGCGAUGAGGUUAUCAGUGCUGAGGAGUUGGCAGUCAGCCCAGAGGACCUGAAAACUCAGAUGGACAAAGCAGACAAAGAUGGACAGGAGGAGGACGAUGAUGAGGAUUUCGAUGACCUGACGCAGGAUGAGGAAGAUGAAGAAGUUUUAUCGUCGGCCUCAGAGGAGUCUGCACUCUCUGUCCCGGAGCUCCAGGAGACCAUGGAGAAGCUGACGUGGCUGGCGUCAGAGCGGAGGCUCAGCCAAGAGGGCGACUCGGAGGAGGAGAACUCGCAGGAGGAGAAUUCGGAGCCCGAGGAGGAGGAGGAGGUCGAGGGGCUGGACCUGUUGCAGAAGGAGGCGGACGGGGGGGCACGAGAGAUGGCAGAGAAGGAAAUGCAGGGCACGGGGUUUCCCACCGCGCGUGGCGAGAUCAACACGGGCAGCUGCUUGCGAGGUGAAGUUCGGAAGCUGUCGGGAAAAGGCAAGGCCUCCUGUCGAUCACGGGCAAAACGUGGGAGGAGGCGAAUCAGUAAAGAUACUUCUAAACUCUUACUGCUUUACGACGAAGACAUUCUCAACAACGACCCACUCCGGGAGCAGAAGGACAUGGCGUUUGCACAGGCAUACCUGAGCAAGGUGCGAGAGGCUUUGCAGGACGUUCCUGGCAAGUAUGAGGAGUUCCUGAGGAUAUUGUACGACUUUGAGACCAACCCUGACCAGCGCACGGCUGUCGACCUGUAUGGAGACCUGUGCGAUAUCAUCCAGGAGUGGCCCCAGUUGCUGAAGGACUUUGCGGCCUUUCUUCUCCCUGAGCAGGCCCUGCAGUGUGGACUGUUUGAGGAGCAGCAGGCGUUCGACAAGAGCCGCAAGUUCCUUCGCCAGCUGGAGAUCUGCUUUGCUGAGAACCCGUCCCAUUACCAGAAGAUUAUCAAGGCACUGCAGAGCUGCAUGGUGUGCUCUCCACCGGACAUAGCCGAGCUGAAGGUGCAGGUGUGGCAGCUGCUGAAGGGCCAUCACCACCUCCAGGACGAGUUCUCCCUGUUCUUUGACAACCUGCGGCCACCAACCAGCAGAAUGAGUGACUUUGAAGAGGUGAAUUGGACUGAGGACAAGGAAUAUGAGGUUUCACAGCGAUUUCGGGAGCUGAUCCGGUUGUUUCACACCUCGGGCAAUGUCAGCACUGACGAGGAAGAAGACGCUGUGAACAACAGUAACCCAGAGCAGCUCGCCGACCACCCGGUUUCAGAUGAGGAACAAGACUGAUCUUUCCCGGUGCGUACACGUCGCAGUGGAGGUGACGUUCCUGGACGCGAACCUUGUGCUGCUGUGAACGGAGGCUGUGUGGCCGACGAGAAGGAGCGACCAAAGGUGGCACACAAUCCUUACGGGACUUGACUGCUGUGCGCCUUGUCUGGUGCUGGGUUGUGUUAGAUGGUUGCAGGGAGAGGAGAGCUCUGAACUGCGCCACGUCCUGCAGUCCAGUGUGUUGUAUUUUGUGGAUGUCCUCGAGCUGCUGCUGCUCACUUGCUGGACCUUUCUCGCUGUGAGCAUUUUAACCUCUGUACUGGUGUCAGGUCCGUAAAGUGUAUGCCUAGUCCUGGUUUAACAAGCUGGCACAGUCUGGUUGUCCCCUAGUUACUGAAGAGGCACUUUGACAUGGCGAGGAGAAAUUGCUGGUCUCAAUGCUCCUUUAACAAGGAGCUGGAAGCUCAUCCACAGCUGAGACCAGCUCUCUGUCUGUGUUGCUGCUGCUGAUAUUGCUGAUCCUUCUAGAGGAGCCUGUCAGGCCGAGGGUGAGCCUUCACGGUUUGAUUGUACUGCCCUCUGCUGAGGCUUAGUUAGUGGCCAUGUUGUAUAACUGCACCGUUUCCAUGGGGAUUUGAGUGCUGGGUAACAUGUAGCAGUUGGGCUGUUGUAUCACUCUGUUUGUAUUGGAGCCCUCAUGUUCUGCUCUGCUGCUGCAUGUGAUCACUGGAUGAUCUGUCUCCCCCAUAUUGUAAACUUUGAAGCCUGAGUGUGGAGGGGGUGGAGCUGUAGCGUGCCCCAGGCUGUACACAGUGUUAUUGUUCCCUUCCUUAGGUAAUGGAAGCUUUUAAAACAGAGGCUGCCUUGGCCAGCGGCGAUCCUCUGCCAAGGCACUGAAAUCAGUGAAAUAAUUCAGACACGAUCAUGGUUUGCAAAUUUUAAAGUAUAUUUUCUUCAGGGUGGAAGUAUUGUACUGAGGACAGGCUGCUGCAGCUCUCUCAGGGCAGAAGAAUGGAACAAGCUGGGGCUUUUAAACAGUCAUGCUGUAUGGGGGCGGGGUAAGAAAUUGCAAUGGUAAUGUCACUUCAGCUGGAAGGGUUAUUUUAAACAGCCUAAAGCACCUGGUCCCCUCCCCCCUCCAUCACACCUUAAUGUCAGGGAAGGAAAACAUCCAACUACUGGCUGUUCUGUGCAAUGGACCCAAAGCUUGGGCAAUGAUUUAUCACCAGCUGGUGCCAGAUAAGUCUCCUUUCUACUGAUGCUGUGAAUAUAUAUGUGUAAUGUAUCCCUUGUAUAUCUUAAGUUAUAGUGACUGUAAUAUAUAUGUUUGUAUUCCUAGAAUUGUGUGUAAGAGUCAAACAUAGCUGAAUAAAUCUUUUCACAUGG
Molecule: messenger RNA, 6910 nt
Organism: Carcharodon carcharias (great white shark)
Lineage: Eukaryota; Metazoa; Chordata; Chondrichthyes; Lamniformes; Lamnidae
Product: GON-4-like protein
Exons: 27
Coding region: 101-5542 (1813 amino acids)
Biological process (GO): regulation of DNA-templated transcription
Cellular component (GO): nucleus
Molecular function (GO): transcription coregulator activity
Source: RefSeq, a predicted model, not a curated record